Drosophila subobscura is the source of this 12261-nucleotide messenger RNA. RefSeq names its product vacuolar protein sorting-associated protein 13D (gene Vps13D). Gene Ontology annotation, biological process: mitochondrion organization; protein retention in Golgi apparatus; protein targeting to vacuole. Gene Ontology annotation, molecular function: protein binding. Gene Ontology annotation, cellular component: extrinsic component of membrane. The record is from RefSeq and is a predicted model, not a curated record. NCBI's taxonomy places the organism in Eukaryota, Metazoa, Arthropoda, Insecta, Diptera, Drosophilidae.
UCAUAUGGUGGCAAUUACACUACACUCAUAUGUUUGUUUGGGAAUAAGUUAGACGUAAAUAAAAGGCCGUAACAGCGGCUGCGGUGAUUCAACAACCAUGUUAAGAGACCUUAUAACGUGGGUCUUGAAUACCUAUCUGGGCAAAUACUUGGAAAACUUAAACUCGGCGCAAUUAUCUGUUGCACUUUUGACAGGCGAGGUGGAGCUUGAGAACAUACCGAUACGAAAAGAUGCACUACGAGCGCUCAACCUACCGGUGGAGGUGGCCGGUGGCAGCAUACGUAAAAUCAAACUCCAAAUACCUGUCCGGCAGUUCCGAACCUCCCCUUGGUGCAUAUCGGUGGAGGGGCUCUUCUGCAUCAUUUGCCCAAAGAAUCUGGAGAGCUGGGACUAUACCAAAGAGAAACUACAGGACCUGGAAUACAAGCUAGCGGUCUUGGACAAUGCUGAGGCAGGCUGGCGGUCCGAGAAGGGAAUGCAAAUGGAUGCAUAUUACUUUUCCUCCUACAACAACUGGAUUAAAUAUGGCACGAAUAUGGCCACCAACAUUAUAGACAACAUUGAGCUAAAGAUAUUUGAUGUCCACUUCCGGUACGAGGACAGUGUGGAUGUGGGAAAAACCAAAAUAGCAACCGGCAUCAAAAUUGCAUCGUUAACCGCCCAGACCUGCGAUUCGAAUUGGACGAGCGGCUCGUUUAAGGCUGCCAACAACGAAAUGAACUACAAACUAGUGGAGCUUAAGGAGCUGUCGGUUUACUGGGACAUACUGCAUGAAGACAUUACGUGCCAGUCGUUCACCAAUCAGGAUAUUCUCAGUAAAUUGCACUCGACCUGCGAGCUGCGGCCCCACAACUUUAUCAUUAAGCCAAUUUGCGCAACUGCACGAUGGAAACGGGACAAGUGCAAACAGGUUAUACGCACAAAAGACAAGCCCAGAGUCUCGUGUGAGAUUAUAGUUCCUGAAGUAAUUAUAGAUAUUUCUAAGGACCAGCGCCUACAAAUGUUGGACAAACUUGCAAGAAUACGUAAAAUUAAGGAAAUCAGACAGUACAGACUUAAGAGGCCAAGUUGUAGUGUGGCAGAAGAUCCGAAAAUGUGGUGGAAAUAUGCCCUAGUUUGUCAUGGCUUCAUAUUUAAAACGAGAGAGGAAAACUUUGCCAUUAUGAGCGAGAAUCUGCGCUACAUGCUGCUCUACAAGCAGAUCAUUAUGAAUCCAAAUCAUAUUCUGUCCGACGAAGACAAAGAAUUUAAAAUCUAUAUAGAAAGCGACCGGAACGUUUCGGAUUUAAGUAUUCUGAGACGAAUAUGCUUUGACAAAGUCUUUAGCAAAGGUCUCGCCUUCAAGUCGCAAAAUGUAAAGGUAAAGAAAAUGUUUUUUCUUUGGUUUCCCAACUGGAAGGGCUGGUACACCAUUAUGCCAACGAGCCCUGCGAGUAACGAGCCGGAUGAGUCAAUCAAACAUUUGGAAGACGAUAUUUUGGUGGCCCUAGAGGACUCCAUGCAAAAUUCCUCCGAUCUCAAGUGUGAUGCUGUCUUUGGACACUUUGAAAUUAAGCUACUGAAAGGUCUGCUAAUCGUGCGAUCCGAUGAGACGAUUAAAGAUGCUUCGAGCCAAAAAUCUAUGGAAAUGCAAUUCAAUAAUUUUUCAUCGUUUCUUCAGCUAAGUCCGCUGUUCACUUCUUACACUGUGGGCGUAUCCCUAGAGGAAGUUUAUUUAUUAGAUAAAACCAACAGCAAUACCAAACACAAAUACCUAAUUAAGCCACAGACCGAGAACGCCCCAAGCGUGAAUAAUUCACUCGAAAAGGAUGUUCUAUUUCAGCUGCGAUACGCAAAUGCAAAUCAAUUGAGAUUUCAACUAAAUAUUAAGUCAAAGGGAUUGGAUCUGACAUACAACAAGGAUGCGAUUUACUGGAUUUUGGAUUUCAUAACCGAUUCGAGUGAAGAGAAUGUUUCAACAAUAGUCUCGAGCCGCGCGGGAAAGCGAAGGAAGAACUUUCUGAAAAACUGGAAUCAAUUGUUCAUUGGCAAUGAGGUUAAUCGCAAGACCUGGUUGUUUGAGAUUGAGAUAUUUGCACCGCGGAUCAUAUUUAUGGAGAACUACAAAGUUGCCAACUCGCUGAUGGUUCUGUUGGACUUUGGAAAGUUUGAAAUGAGAAAAAUGGAGGCGAAGAAAUGUCUUCCUGCUGUGGUAAUAGAUCCAGCGGCAGAUAACCAUCCACAAUUAGUUAACAAUGAUGACGAUGACGACGAUGAUGAGGAAACUUAUAUGACGCCAUGCUCUACGCCGCCUGCAUCGCAGAAAAGUGGUUCGGAAUCACCCACCAUCCGUGAGAAUGUUCAACAUUUUCUCAACAAGAACGUAGAGCUGGAAUAUGUGCUGCACAAUAAGAUCUACGACAAAUACUUCAUUAACUUUUCAAAUCUGCAAGUGCUGGUCUGCAAGUACGAGGAGCGGUGGCAAGCGUGCCUCAAAACAUCCUCGAACUUCCAUCUAAUUGACAAAUUUGAUAUAACAAUCACGCUGGAGCAACGUAACAUAUUCACAGUGGAUCCCGAAUAUCCAUCAUUCACUUUGUUCGGCUCCUGUCCCACCAUCCUAAUACACGGCAAUGAAGUGCUCAUCAAUAACUUCUUUGGCAUCAUGAAUCCAACUGUAGAUACGCUCAAAGAUGUGGGCAAAGUGUAUAGAGGAGGCAACCAAACGUAUGCCAGUGAGCAGAGGGUAAACAAUCUUGACAGCAUUGACGACAAAAGUCGAGUCGUGGUUGAGUUUGCCAUUGGACAAUUAGCCAUAGAGAUGCAGUCCAAAGAGAAGAGCAUAGCUGAGCUGCAGAUAAUCGGUGCGAGAGCGGGCCUAAUCAAGGAAUCAAGUGAAACAAAUAUAACAAUGUCUGUGCAUGGACUACUGCUGGUGGAUGCCAUACAAUCUUUUGGACCGGACUUUGAACUGCUAGUGGCCAGUCAUCGACAUGUGGGCAUGGAUAGUCUAUCGGGCAGCCUAAAGCAUAGUCCAAUCGCGUCGCCCAUCACGCCUGGAUCACCUUUGCCUUUUGCAUUUUCAGAAAAUGCAGUCAACAAUCUACGAAUGGAUGAUCCAAUUGCUGCCUUCUGUGACGAUGAGGAAUCUGCUUUAAUUUCUGUAAAAGUCAAAAUUGUUGCGCCCACUGCAAGCAAUGCAACGCAGCUGCACUCCACAGACAUUACCUUCAACAAUUUGGAUAUAAUCGCCAAUCAGGAUACCAUUCUUGAGAUUUUAAACUUUGCCAAACGAACGAUAUUAAGUCAAAGUACCAGCACAUUGCAAGACGAAAGCUGUGGCAUCAAGGAAGAGGCCUUGACAGAGCCAACCGAAUUGGAUGAGCCCGAUGCCACGCAGCAGAACCACAUCGAAAUAUUCUUCGACUUUUUUCGACUGAAUAUUUUAUUGUUAUAUAAAAUAAAUCACGGAGGUCGCAAAGUUGGAACUCUGACCUUAACGGAAGCCAAGAUAAAUGCCUCAUUUCAGUCGGAACUAACUGUAUUCGGAUCGCUGGGCGGCAUACAGAUCAUCGACAUAACACCCGAAGCCUUCUUCCUGCCAAGAAUACUGUCCGUCGGCCGCGAUCAAAUACUGAGGACCUCCGACUUGAAUAGGCAAACAGUUCUCAACAGACUUUCGCAUGAAAUAUACUCAAACAAUUUGGAUGAUGUGGAUGAAGAAGAUGUAAAGUGCGAUGAAAUCGAUGCAUUCAGCUUUAAGAGUCACUGGAGCGAUAAGACCACAUGCAGCGUGCAAGUGCGAAUGGCAUCGGUGUCCUAUACACAUUGUCCCCGAUUUUUGCAAGAUGUAAAUGCAUGUAUAACAUAUUUCAAGAAAAGUUUGCGAGAGUUUUUGACUUCCAUCGGCAACAAGGCAACGGAUAUGGCUAAAGAAUUUGUGCAACAAAUCCGCGCAACGGAUGUCAGUGAUCAAACAAGGCCCGUGAAUCCACAGAAGAAUCGGCAUAACAAUCGAUUGGAUAUCAUCAUCAAUAGUCCCAUUAUUCUAUUGCCCAUAUCGAGCACUAGCACGCAUGUUUUAAUUGCAAAUUUGGGCAAAAUGACGUGUUCCAAUAUGAUUGUAAAUGACUCAAAUGAGUUUGACGAAUCCUACACCAUAAAGAUCAAAAACAUUUACGUAUAUUCGAUGACAAUUGACGAGCGUGAAAACUGCUUCAAUGUGCAUCCAUCGAAGAAUAAGGAUGCCAUUCCCAUACUGCCCGACACGGCCAUCACUUUGCAGCUUGCUGUGGGCUAUAACGAUGGAAACGGGAAUGGUGAGGAGCGAAAACUAGAUACGGUUUCAAUUGAAGGCAGCAUGGUGGAAGCCCUUAAGGUUUCGCUCAAUCGCAAACGUUACGAGCUCCUCAAUGAGUCCAUUACAUAUGCCACGAAUUUCUCCAAUGGCAAAGCGAAUGAGUUUACACACCCCGACCCAAGUGGAGUUAGCAUACCAGACUCGGAUGCCACAGAAGAGCACACCAUUAGCACUAUUAUUCAGUUUUCGGUGCCAGUUUUUCAAAUCAAUUUGCAGAACCAACACCACGAAGACCUGAUAAAUAUCACCUUCAAAGACUUCAACGUUAGGCAUCGCGUUAAGGGCUAUGACAAGGAUAUAGAAAUAAUACUAAAGUCCGUGCUGAUGGAGGAUCUAAAAUCGGACAAUGCGUCACCGUUCAGAAAUAUGGUGACAUCCGUAAAUCAUGAUAAAACCAUCAAAAAGAAAGCCUCGGCUUCAUCAUCGUGCCCGGACAUACCCACUCACUGUAACUAUCGGAAAAGCCGAUCCACUUCGGUGCCCUCGUGCUUCCAAGACAAUAAUCCAUUUCAAAAUCUUGAUGGUGCCAAGAAAUCUGAGUUCUCCAAGAAAAACGAUAAAGGCAACAAGAAGGGAGGUCAAACUUUGGUGACCUACAAUUCGCACAGAGGACGACCAGCCAAAGGCUCCACCGAGAUGGAUCAAUUCAGUUCGAUUCAAUUUAAUUGCUUGAAUUUGGCCAUUUGCGUGGAGCGUUGGUACACAGUAUUUGACUUUUUCGGUCUGAUAUCCGCAGAGAGCGAUAGUCACAAAGUAACACAGGAAAAGAAGCUGGUUAAAAAGGACCCAGACGAUCUCUUUAGCACGCUGAAGGUGUCUAUAAGAUCCUUCAACUUUACGUUGAUUCGAAAUGAUUCGCUCUUAUCGAGAGUGAAUAUGUCAAACGCUUUAUUUAGGAUCACCAAUGACCAGUUUGGUAAAUCAGUUGAGGGCCACUUGGGCUCUCUGUCGGUGUUUGACCUCACGCAGUAUGGAAACAUUUACAAGCAAAAGUUUGUCACCAGCGGCACAGAAGCAUUGAACUUCUUUUAUAGAAAAAAGCCGUGCGAUGUGGAUGAACUAAAGACGUUGGAUGUUGAUUCUACGUUGAAAAUCGGCAUGUCGGCAGUGCAUUAUAUCCACACAAAGAGAUUUGCAACAGAACUACAUUUAUUUGUGAAGGAUCUGCUGCAAUUGCAAACGCCUGUGAUCCGUAAGCUUAAAAAACAAAAUGUGGAAAACGACCAAAGUCUGCGGCCAACACAAAUGAAACUUUUCAUACAGGCGGACUCGCCGGUUAUCGUGCUGCCGGCAUCGUAUAACAACAAACAAGUAAUAAUUGCCAAUCUUGGGCAGCUUACGCUUACGAAUAGCUUCCAUUUAGCCAGCGAGCCAUGUAUCAUAAGCAAGAAGUUGAAUUCCGCAAAGACAAACGAGGUCUUGGACGUGAUUCGCAUCGAUUUGGUCAACAUUAAUUUAUUCUCGGGCGAACGAAGCUCAGUGAAGUCAGUGGAUCGAAUUAUCAUUGCCAAUAUGAAGUUUGUACGCUUGGGAGAGGAGUUCUUCAAGGAAUCCUGUUACCUCAACCUGCAGCUGGAGCGGAAUCUGUCAACGGAGAGGAUUCGCGUGUGCCCCGAUAUCAGCACGAAGGGAACCUUCUCCAAAGUGAAUGGCGUGAUCAACAUUGAGCAAUACAAGCUGAUUCGCAGCUUUCUGAAUAACAAUAUUGGAGAACAAAUAGACGAUGUGUACAUUAAGUACACCAACAAUGUCUCCAGCUCCAUUGAAAUGCUCUCCUCGAUUAGUUUGGUGUCCAAGAGUGAAGUGUCGCAGACAAUUUUGAACUUGAUUUCAAUACAAAUCCUACUGGAAGACGUUUCCAUAUUGCUGACUCUGAAUACGACACAAAAUACGCCCAUAGAGCCACUGGCAUGCAUUCACUUUAUCAAGUCGACGCUGGAAAUUGAUUUGUUCAGUGAUGGUUCGCAGGAUAUAGAUCUAAUAUCGACCAACAUACUGAUCGUGGACGAACGAAAUGGCAAGGCCAUUGGCAAUGAUAAUGUGUUUAGAAAUAUUCUGCAACCCUCAAAGAAGGAGACUGUCAGUGCGACGCCCAGAAAUGCUGUGCAAGUGGAAAUCCACUGCAGGAAGAAUGCAAAUCUAUCGAAGUACACCAUAAUGUUGAAUAAUAUGAGAGUGUUCGCUUUGAUGGAUAUUCUGGAACAGCUCAAAGCAUACUUGAUGGAGGAUUCGACGUCGGAUACUGGUGUGGCAAAUCCAAUAGUGCAAAAGCCGCUGCCCCAACCGAUUUCGGUCACAGAAUUCAUUGUGAAUAUUACAGACUCUGAGAUUAUAUUCACGGAGGACUGCAGUCGCCUGGAUUCGGAGGCAAUCAUAUUGAAAAGUACCACAGUAAUCUCGUAUAAGCCAAGUAGUGUCUCUGUUCCGGUAUCUUUGAAUAUCAAUCACUUGGAAAUCUUUUCGUGCACUCUCGACGAAGAAGAUGACAGUGCGCUGUCCAUCAUUGAUCCGUUUACACUAAACAUCGAACUGCGCAGCAAUUGCUUGAGCAUUCUCGUGCAGAAACCUUUGAAUAUUCGGCUAUCCUAUGUGGACGUGAAACUAUUCUCCAGAAUGGCAAGACUCCUGCCCGCGCAGACAUCCAGAGUGCAAAAAGUCAUAUCCAAAGACGAGUCUGAUCUGGAGAGAGUUGCGCCCCUUGUGGCCAUGGGAUUUCCCAUCAAUGAUUGCCUGUAUGCCAUGCAAAUAAACAAUUGGAAGAUCAACGACGCUGCUCUAUGGCUGUCCCAGCAGAAGCAAAACGCUACCAGAAACCCCGCGCUGGAACUGAAGGAGCUAGUAGUCGAUGCGAAUGUUAUUUCGGUAUUCAUAAUUGACGACUGCAUGGAUGCGGAUGUGCCACUGCUUGAGAUUUCACUCUCCAAGGUGCUGUUCAACCUGACUUUGAAGGCGAAGGAACAUCAGUCCAAAAUGCAAUACUAUAGCCUGGCAAAUGUCGACACAGAAGUUGCGCUAAAUUAUUAUAAUCGUCGCCUCAGUGGCUGGGAACCUGUGGCCGAAACGUGGGAGUGCAAUGCCAAGUGUAAAUACACCAAAGGACACGUGGAGAACAGGAAACGAUUCGAGAUUGGGAUCUUCAGCAAACAGUUGCUAAAGUUAAAUAUUACCUCCACAUUUAUAGAGCUGUUCCACAUGGUGCUGAAGAACUGGACCAACGAUUUCAAUGACAAUGGAGCCAAGAACUUCCGGCAACGUUCGCCGUUUAUUCCGUUUGCGCUGCAAAAUCUAACCGGAACGCCGCUGCUGUUCAAGCCAAUUUACGCACCACUUGGGGACAUGUCCUGUUCGGAUGUGCAUCAACUGGAGAUCAUUAAGAACUGGCACUCGGUGCCGCCAAACGAGACGAAAACCUUUGAUUUCAUACAGAAGAGCAAACUGCGGCACAUACACUCCCAUCAGCUGAAUUUGCACCAAAUAUUCGUGCAGAUUCAUGGCUGGACAUUGAUUGGACCACUGUCAGUGGACAAAGUUGGUGUUUUCUUUCGGACAACCAGCUUGGAUUCCCCCGAUUUGGCCACAAAGUGCCGAAUAAUCUUCGAUAUCUCGCUGAUUGGUUCUGCACAGAAACUGAUUAAAGUGAAAUCAUCAUUGGGGCUGAUAAACAAACUGGAUCGAAGUGUGUUUCUAAAGACAUCGCUGAGGAGUGACUACGGUGAUGGAUUGUCCUCCAUAAAUGUUAUCAAACCCAACGAUGAGAUGUCGCUGCCGCUUAAAUUCAUCGACGCUUCUAUUUACAUUGCGCAUUGUUCCAGCGAGAAUCAAGUGCUGUCUGGCAACUAUACCGACGAUAUUGGCUUCAGCAAUAGGGAGAUUUUAUGGAAACUGUGCGGCGACGACAACAUGCAGGAGCUGCAAGUGUGCUAUGAUAAAAAUCGAACAAUAUUGUAUACUCUAAUCAGCAUUAACAGGGAAAUCUAUCACUGCAAGGAGCCAACUUUGCCCGGGCACAAAAUCACUCUGCUGCCUCCAUUGAAAAUAAAUAACAUGCUCUGCUGCGAUCUAAUGUUUAAGAUACACGAAAGUGCCACGGGGAGGAUCAGUGCCUCGGAGAGUACCAAUAUUUAUAAUGUCAAUAUAUACGAGCCCUUUAACCUGAGCAUUACACUGGACAACUUCCAGCUGUCGGGCCACGUGAAGGUUCCCAGCAGGCACAUUGGCAUUGUUGAACCGAAAUUAAAGCUGAUCGACAUCAAGAAGCGGGAACUCCACUUACGCAUAUCUAUUCAAUCUUUUCAAGGCAAGGGCAUGGAGGUGUACAUAAGUGCGCCCGUUUGGAUCAUCAAUAAGACUGGACUCCCACUGAUUUACAAGCAAGAAGGCACCAACCACACGGCGGCCGGACAAUUCGAUGAGCACGAAACCGCACGACAAGUGGCACCGCUCAUGUUUUCAUUCUCUGAUCAAGAGGGAUCGCCGGCACUUGAAGUACGCUUGGGCUGUGCCUUUGGCAAUAACAAUUUGUGGUGCAAAAGCUUUAGCAUGCAUAAGGACCUCAGUCACAGGGAAUUGCGUGCGGAAAAUACCAAGGGGAGCUAUGCCAUAGGCAUAAGCGUGCGACGUGGCAGAGGACUAUAUGCCUGCACGACUUUUGUGACAUUAUCACCCAGAUUUCAUCUGCACAACAGAAGUGGCUACAAGCUGGAAUUUAUACAACGCUGCGAUAUUGAUCAGCCCAGUACGAGGAACAUAAUAUCAGCGCCAAUCGAUUGCAAUUUCGCCUUUCACUGGCCCAACUGGGAUCAGGAGCAGUACAUUUGUGUGCGCAUACCGGAUGUGGAGUGCUGCUGCUGGUCGAAGGGUAUACCCAUCAAUGAGGUGCAAAGUCUGUACAUAAAUGUACGAAAUGAUUGGAGUGAAAUGUUCUUCCUACGCUUGGAAGUCAUUUCCAAGGAUGCCACAUAUAUUCUGUUGUUCACGGACGCACGAACAUUACCCCCGCCGAUACGCAUUGAUAAUUGCUCUGAAGUUGCCAUUAAUUUCUCACAAAUGGGCACCAGACCAUCGUGGAUCACGCCAGUGCGUGCCCAAUCCUCGCUGGCCUAUGUACUGGAUGAUCCCUCGGGCACACAAACAUUGCUGGUGGAAGCACCGGGCGGAAAUAUGGUAGAAUUUCCCAUUAACAAGACGAACAUCAAGAGAUCCUUGACGUACUCUAACUUUAUCUACAUCGCCUUCCACGACACAUUCGACCGAUCAAGCGAGCACGAGCGAAAACCCGACCAAAUCUAUCAGCAGCUGGUCUUGGGUGUUCGAGGGAAAAAAGUUAUUAUAAUGGAGAAGAAUUCCGGUGAUCGUUCGCAGCUGUGGCUCAUGAACUCCAAUGGUCAAUUGGAGCAUGAAGGAUCCACGCCGCCAAUUCAGUCCAACGAGGCGAAUGCUGUACGCUUAGUGCUGGAUCUGGAGCGGCCACCCAAUCCCACAGAGUUUACCACUUUGGUGGUACGAACACCGAACAAGCAGCGCGUCACCACACAGACAUGGAGAUUCGAAAGUGGACGAUUAAUGUGCCAUGCCAACAUGUGUGUGCAGUCCCGCUGCGGUGCCCAGGGUCUGCAGCCCAACUCUGAAGCGGUUUUGGGUCGCAUAGAGAACACCAACUUGAAGAGAAACAAUCAAACCAUUCCAAUUGGACAACAUAUAGUGGCGCAAAAACUAAGACCUGGAUCGGGGCAAUUGGAGUUGUCCAUGAAGAUGGACGGUCCCAUAUGCACCAUCGAAAUUGGCGACAUAAAAACCAAGCAAAAUUCUGUAUAUUUAGCGCCCGAUUUAAUAUGGAUGCAUGCCUCGCUGAACAACAGACAAAUGGCAAACGAAACGAAGGUAUCAGCACAGCAUGAGUAUCAGAUAAAGGUGGAGCUGCUCAAGGGCAUUGGUAUUUCCAUAAUCUCACGUAAACCCUGCGAGGAGAUUAUGUUCAUCAGCCUGGAUCUCAUACAUUGUGAUUUUGUGCAGAGUGUGUUUGAGAAUUCGUUGGAUCUGAACAUUUCGUACAUACAAAUCGACAAUCAGCUACUGGAUGCGGGCACCCAGGUGGCACUACACACGUACAAUCCCACUGAACAGGAUCAACAGAAUAGCGCUGUGGUUCUGAAACUGAAAAUGUUACCCUGUCCCAACAAGAAUGCCAUCAUCUUCAAGUAUCUCACGUUGGACCUGAAGCCUUCGAUUGCGAAUCUGGAGGAGAAACUCAUACUGAAGGUUGCCUCUUUUCUCGGCUAUGGAAAAUCCAACAGGCAAAGCCUAAGCGUGGCCUACGAUUUCGAGAACUUUGAGGAGAAACUGAUACUCAAAAAUAUGAAAAGAUAUUAUUUUGAGAACCUAAAUAUUGGCUCAACUCAGGUGCGCCUGUCGGCAAGUACUUCUUCGAAGCUGCCCAGCGAAUUAUCAGAGACCAAAAAGAUAUUGGGACUGACGCUCAUCAAGUUCGAAGAUGCUUUAAUAGAACUCGACAGCUACUCGGAUAAAUUUCACUUUGAGACAUUGAAUGUUUAUCUGAAGGGCAUGAAGCGGCACUACAUAAACCAAGUCAAGUGGCACGCAGCUUCCAUAUUGGGUAGCGUGGAUUUUCUAGGCAAUCCCCUGGGAUUCGCCAACGAUCUCUCCGAAGGUGUCUCUGGAUUAAUUUUUGAAGGCUCCGUCACGAGUCUAGUCAAGAAUGUAGCCCAUGGCCUGUCGAAUUCCACAGCAAAGCUCACGGAAACAUUAUCUGACAGUCUGGGCAAGGUGGUGCUCGAUGAGCAUGACAAUGAGACGAGACUGCGCAUCCUGGAACCCCAGACAAACACUUCUGGCGGCCACCUGGCAGCAGGCUUGAAGGGAUUCGGAUUUGGCCUACUUGGAGGAGUGACCAGUAUUGUGCGACACACCUACGAUGGAGCUCAAUCGGAUGGCGUUCCAGGCUUUCUCAGUGGCCUGGGAAAAGGCCUAGUGGGCACCGUCACAAAGCCAAUUAUUGGAGUGCUUGACCUGGCCUCAGAGACAGCAAGUGCGGUGCGGGAAACGAGUCGAGGUACGGCGAGAAUUUCUCCGGACAGAAAACGGCUACCGAGAUGCGUGACUGGUGCCACUGGCGGACUUCUACCCAUGUAUUCGAGUCGUCAGAGCAAGGGACAGCAGUAUCUGUACCUUAUAAAUCGUCGGAACUUUGAUGAGAAAAUAAUAUCGUACGAACCGAAUCUGUGGAGCGAUAAAGAGGCGAGACUGCGUUUGCUUGUGUCCACAGAAUAUGUUCGAAUAUUCUCACUUACUGACGGAACUCCAAACAAUGUGCUUCAUUGCCACUUGAGUGAAAUACUCUCAUGCCACCCCCUGGUAACCAAUAUGGGUGCAACCCCAUCGACAAGCAGGCAAUCGUCCUGCCAUUACAUUGAAAUUUCAACCAAUCUUCCAAAGAUUACGAGGCCAAGGAUACGAUGUCGAUCGGAGGAAUGUGCUGAAGCUGCAUCCAGAUGCAUAAACUACGCAAAAAGUGUGUUUCAUGAACAUGAACAUGCCGUUUUAUAAAAAGCAAUAAGCCUUUUCGUGAUAAUACAAAAUUAGAGCUAAAAAGAGUGUAUAUAAAAUAUUUAUGGUUGCAGCAAUCGUUUUAAAUUAAAUGUAUGGGUUGCAGAAUGUAAUCGAAUCGAUUUUCGGAAAAGUACAAUGUGAUAGAAGAGCUAAGUUAAACAGAACUCUAAUUGUUUAAAUAAAUGAGAAUAUAAAAAAGUAAAAACAGAGAGCUUUAAAAAUGAAUGAACCAAGUUGGAAGGUCGAAAGAUAUACGAAACUCUCUUUGGCUGUUUUUACAUCUCUUUUGAUCUAAUUCUGAUAAGGAUAACUCUAUCUACAUCCGAUCAUUGGGUUUACUAAAUAAUUUAAUGAAU